GGUCUUCGCGCGCCGGACUAUCUGGUCGAUCCUCAGCGUUCCCGACGGUUGUUGUUUACCACCUGCGUUCUUGCGUUAGAAUUCGCCUGCCGGUUGUUUUCCACAUCGACGUAAAUUUACGGACCCCCCCCCCAGCCCCGCCCCUCGCCGCCACACCCCCCCCCCCCCCGCCGCCGCCGCCCCCGUGUAACAAGUGUUUCGACGAGUUUGGUGUGAUAGUUUUUUUCUUACGUAUACACGCUUGUAUAACUUGAGUGGUUGUUUUUUUUUUUUUUCUUAUAAAUUUUUGUGAUCAGUGCACGAUAACAAUGACGACGAUGACGAUCCUUCGGGGAAAAUCUACCUCGACGAGCAUCAUUCUCUGGACCUGCCUCGCAUAUCUGUGCGCUUCGAUUCAAGCCGACACGCAGAAUAUCAACGUCUCGAUCAAUCCCUCGGGAGAGACGACGGUACGCACUGGACAAAAUCUCACGAUACUCUGCAGCGUGGGCGUACCUUUGAAAACCUGUCGCGUUGAAGUUCCUCAGGAAAGGAGCGUGAUUCUCGAGCCCAAUCAGCCGUCCGAAGACGGAAUUGGAUGGUACGGCUCAUCGUUGGAUGCUGGACAAUGCGGGGUGUUUAUCGCUCAAAUAAAGGAAAAACACGACGGCAUAUUCAAGUGCUCCCUCACUCCGAAGAAUGCCAGAUACGAGAGCUACAACACCUUGAGAAUUAUCGUUGCCAAACCUCCGGUCAUGCCUGAACUGAUGGUCUUCCCUGGACGUCGUGGUGAACGGCAAAAUUACGAAAAGGGAGAAACGCUGAAGGUCAGCUGCCGUGUCAAGGCUGGUCGACCAGUUGCAAACGUGUCUAUAUUUUUCGGCGACGAACAAAUCGGUCUUGAGGAGAGGCCGAUAGUUUACAACUACAACAACGACUCGUACGUCAUUCAAAAUGCGACACGAGUCUUGUCUUGGACUGACAACGGGAAGGUGUUACGCUGCGACGCUACUCAUCUCGCUCUGGAUCGGCCCCUUUCGGCAAAACAGCAGAUCUCAGUCUUAUACGCGCCGCAACCCCAGCCUACAAUCGAAAGGUUUGGAUUCGUGAUUGGUCAGCCUGGUACAGUUAACGUAACGGUUCAAGCGAAUCCCCGACCGCAAUUCAUGUGGCGUAUUGACGACGACAAGGUCGACGAGGGUCAAUUUGACAAGAGCAAUCGCAUCAGGUCGUCCAGAGCAGUCGAAUUAGGCAAAGGCUAUUGGGAAAUUACCCUGAAUAUCGACAGUGUUCAAAAGUCCGACACCGAGAAGAAGUACGUUUUGUUAGUCAACAAUGAGCUGGGAUCUACCGAGUACCAAAUCGUUUUGUCAACGUCAACGGAACCUGCUGAAGGUAUAUCUAACCGCACUACUUCACCACAUGCUCACGCAGGAGCGUUCAGUCACUUCUAUGGUAAGCUCGCCGAAUCAAUGCACGCACUAGGAGAUCUUGACGCCGGGUCUAUCAUCGGCAUCGUCGUUGGAGUUUUGAUCCUCCUUCUUAUUGUGUUCCUUAUCAUCUUUGCACGUGCUACGGGUCGUUGGUGUUUCGCAGGUGGUUCCUCGACCAGGACGAUUGGAGAGUCAGACAUAGCAGAUCCAGCAGCAAGCGUUAGCCUUCUUCGCUUCCGAAAACCAAAACCAGAUGAUCCAAAUGCGGGGCGAAGAAGUGACACCGAAAGCGCCGGACGUUACUCUAGAAGCGAAGUCGACAGCUCGGCCUCCGCGGCAAGACGAGCAAGAGCAAAGAUGAAUUUUUCACAACUCUUCAAACGCAACAAGGACAAAGUUUCUGGAACCGACACGGACACCGUCAGAACCGUCGUGACUGUCGACGACGAAAAGAUUCAAACAAGCGAUGCACCGCAAGCCGUCACUUUAAACUCGGCAAAUCCUGCCGUUGGGGAGGGUGGCCUCGUCUAUGCCGAGCUGGACCUAACACAGCAGAAAAACGUGGCCCCGCGCAGGAUCGACGAUGAUGCUACGGAAUACGCUGAGAUCAUUUACACGAAACCAGAAGCCGAGGAAGCGGCUCAUGCCGCGAACAAGUAAUUUACGUUAGUCGUUGAAUCUGCAGACGAAGAGUGCGAUUGAUAUAAAAUUAUUACGAUGAAUAUGCGAUAGCCGCGUAAUGAUACUUUUUUAUUUCUAUAUGUAUUAAUCUUCAUCAGGCACUAUAUAUUCAAUCACGUGAGUAUGCGUAGAUUCAUUAGAACACACUUUGUAGAGAUAGAAUUUGUUUCGCACAUACAAUAUGUGUCGAAAAAGACGACGCAACGCAUUGUUCAAUUGGUAAAAUGUUAUAAUCAAAAAUUUAUGAGAAUCAAACGACUGCUUCUUCAUUCACGGUCAGUGAAAUUGAAUCUUAACGCGUGUUCUGUCCGUCAUGGUUUUGACCACUCUUAUAAGCAGUUAUUCGUGGUACACUAAUUUAAGCUUAAACAUAACAAGUACCUUGGCGAUAUAUUAUAAUAUUAUAUAUAUUGUGGAUAAACGCCGUAACAUUUGAAGUCCAGAGACCAAUAUUAAUUAGUUUAGUUUUACUUCUUAUUAUACGAUUUUUCGGAAUAAUACGUCUAUGAUUAGGCAUAAGUUAUAGUUAUUAUUCAUCGUGACCAACUAUUCGAGACUUCGUUGAAUUACCGUCCUUCCGUCAUCGAGAACUUAUUUCACAACCGAAUCAUGCUUUGUACACGUAUGAAUAUGAUGAAAAAAAUUGGACUAUGCAGAUGAAAUUUUACUGAAUUGCUUAAAAUAAAUAUUUAGAGACAAGUUGAUAUUUUGAUAUUGAUUAGGAGCUUUUCAACCGUCCGUUAUAUAGAGAUAAUAUUUAAGUAAGCUCGUACAAAUACCGAACAGCCAGUCGUUGAUUAUAAUUAUCGUGAGGUGGUAGUUGCAACAGCGACUUAGUAUAUUGAUGUAUUGAUAUAAGCACGCUUACAGCUGGAAUGAUGUAAGACUUUUUUAUAUAGAGCAAGCAUUAUUGCACUCAAUUUGCGAAUAAUAAGAAUAGUAAUAGAAAAAUUCAGAUGAGAUUUUGAUAAGUGUAAGAUGAGAGAAAAGCACGAUUACUACUUAAAAAUACGUAUUUAAGUUCAAAUUUGAUGAGGUGCUUGAAUAAGUAGCAUCACUAUUGUAGACCUUUGUGCUGAGAAAUGCUGUCUAUCUCACAGAGCAAAAAAAAAAAUAUUCGCCUUCAAACAAGGCAAGCCAUUCAAAUUCCAAGUUUGAGCUGUACUACAAGAUCCGAAAUAUCGUGAAUGUGAAUUUUGGAUAAAUACUAAGGAAAAUCGAGAUAUAAUUCACAGAUAUUUGAUUUGCAAUAUAAAAUGCCUAUUUCGACGAAAAUAGACGGUUGAUAGUCGAUUGUAACCUUGAAAUAUUGUAGGAACAAGCUGUAACAACAAGGAAUGAUUCUGAGGAUAUUCAUAGAGCGAUACAUUCAGCCGUCAGAUCCAAUUUAAAUGCACGAAAUAAAGUUCACUGAAAAGCAAUUGCAACAAUUCAGUAGCUACACGUCUCGAAUGAAUCCUGCAGAAUCAUGGAAGUUCAUAAGGGCUGUAUUGGAACACACACAUUUAUGUCUUACUUCUGGAAACACAAACUCUGUGAAAUACGAAGAAACACGAAAUAAAACCGGAUAUUAACAUA
Messenger RNA from Neodiprion virginianus, 3671 nucleotides. It is a transcript of the gene Fas3, whose product is annotated as fasciclin-3. The coding region runs from base 309 to 2072 and encodes 587 amino acids. The record is from RefSeq and is a predicted model, not a curated record. Gene Ontology annotation, molecular function: cell adhesion molecule binding. Lineage: Eukaryota; Metazoa; Arthropoda; Insecta; Hymenoptera; Diprionidae. Gene Ontology annotation, biological process: cell-cell adhesion. The transcript has 12 exons. Gene Ontology annotation, cellular component: cell-cell junction.